Messenger RNA from Etheostoma spectabile (orangethroat darter), 2498 nucleotides. It is a transcript of the gene tom1l2a, whose product is annotated as target of myb1 like 2 membrane trafficking protein a. The record is from RefSeq and is a predicted model, not a curated record. NCBI's taxonomy places the organism in Eukaryota, Metazoa, Chordata, Actinopteri, Perciformes, Percidae. Gene Ontology annotation, cellular component: endosome; membrane. Gene Ontology annotation, molecular function: phosphatidylinositol binding; clathrin binding; ubiquitin binding. Bases 82 to 1746 code for a protein of 554 amino acids. The transcript is spliced from 17 exons. Gene Ontology annotation, biological process: signal transduction.
AUUAAUCUGUGGGCGGGGCUUGGUAGUAUCGCCUCCGGGCCUCAGCCUCAACAAUUCCCGAGCGGAUUGUUUGUUGUCAAAAUGGAGUUCUUACUUGGAAAUCCGUACAGCACUCCCGUGGGCCAAUGCAUAGAAAGGGCCACAGAUGGGGGCCUACAGAAUGAGGACUGGACCCUCAACAUGGAGAUCUGUGAUAUAGUAAAUGAGACGGACGAGGGGCCAAAAGAUGCCAUGCGGGCACUGAAGAAGAGACUUGGUGGCAACAAGAACUACAGAGAAGUGAUGCUGGCACUAACAGUAUUGGAGACAUGUGUAAAGAACUGCGGUCACAGGUUUCAUAUCCAGGUGGCCAACAGAGAUUUCAUCGAUGGUGUGUUGGUCAAAAUCAUCUCCCCCAAAAACAAUCCUCCAACCAUCGUACAAGACAAGGUGCUGUCGCUUAUACAGGCCUGGGCUGAUGCCUUCAGGAGUAGCCCUGAUCUAACUGGUGUGGUCCACAUUUAUGAGGAACUCAAGAGGAAAGGCAUUGAGUUUCCAAUGGCAGACCUGGAUGCAUUGUCUCCCAUCCACACACCACAGAGGGUUACACCAGAGGUGGACCCAGCCAUGAUCAAGUACUUAGCCCCUGGCUCACCUGCCGCUGGGAGUCCUAAACCUACCCUGACCCCAACCUUGACCCCAACCCUGACCCCAACCCUGACCCCUGCCUCUGCCACACCGGUCUCCCACAUGCCCAGCCCCAUCACAGCAACCCCUGAACAGAUUGCCCAGCUGCGCAGUGAGCUGGACGUAGUGAGAGGAAACACCAAAGUGAUGUCAGAGAUGCUAACGGAGAUGGUCCCUGGGCAGGAAGACGCCUCUGACCUGGAACUGCUUCAGGAGCUGAACAGAACAUGCAGGGCUAUGCAGCAGAGAGUGGUUGAGCUGAUUUCGCGCGUCUCUAACGAAGAAGUGACAGAGGAACUGCUACAUGUCAAUGACGACCUAAACAACAUUUUCCUCCGAUAUGAGAGGUACGAGAGGUACAGGUCGGGUAGAGCCUUACAGAACAAAGGGCUGAUGGAGAUGUUGAAUGAGGCCACAGAGGACAACCUGAUAGACCUGGGCCCGGGCUCCCCUGCUGUGGUCUCACCCAGGAUCAGCUCCAGCCCUCCAGUCCACUUCACCGCAGGGGCCACUGCCUCGCCAGCCCACAACCCCACUACAGCCUCGCUAUCAUCUGCACUAGCUGUUAUUGAUGUAGCUUCAGACGGCGCGAGCAGUACUCUGUCCUCUGUACCAGGCCGCAACCAGGAUGAUUUUGACAUGUUUGCCCAGACCAGGACCAGCUCUCUGGCAGAUCAGCGCAAAAAUGUAAAGUAUGAGGACCCUCAGACUCUGGGCGGCCUGGCCUCAGCUUUGGAUGUGAGACAACAGAACACAGGAGGGCUGAGGGUAAAAGGGGAUGAUAACCCAGCAGAUCAGGAGCUGCCCAUAGACAGCUGGCUUAUUACCCAAGGAAUGAUCCCCGUAUCGCAGUCCUCUGUCAUGGAUGACAUAGAGGAGUGGCUCUGUGCUGACGUGAAAGGGGAUGGUGCUGAGGAAGGGGUGACUAGUGAAGAAUUUGAUAAGUUCCUGGAGGAGCGCGCAAAGGCAACAGAUUCUCUGCCAUCUCCGCCUGGAGCUAACCCGGCUCACCCUGCUCGUGCCCCUGGUGGCUCCCACAAGAAGGCUGAGCGGACGGAAGAUGCCCUCUUUGCCUUGUAGACUGUUCUCAGAGAACCUCAACCUCUCUCUUGGGGCAUCUAAAGGUCCUCGCCGUAAUUGAUUCCUCCCAAAUCCCUCCAGUCCCAUUUCAUUGCCGACUGCCAGUGGUGUAGCAAGUGACAUUCACCCCGUCAUUCUCUUGCCACAGUGUUGCUCUAACAAGCAGAGGUCCAACAUGUUUACUGCGCACAACUGUGUUGGUUUUUACUAUGUAUGGAUGUAUUAAUCUCUUAAUGUGGGAUUUACUUCCUGCAGUCCUGCAUCUCAUUUGUAAUGCUUCACCAAAGGAAGACAACCUAACGCGUCUGAUGUGGUUUGAAAAUGUGGUAUAUUACUGCAAGAUUGAUAGAAUAAGUUCACUGCAGGUCCAUCCAUUGAGUCAGUAUGGAAGCAUACAAUUAGGAUUAUAUUGUGUUGCUUUACUACAUUUAGCUAAUUGCUAAUUUGUGCAUUUGUUUUAAUGGUUUGUUCUGUACUAUGUACUAGUGUUGUGGUUAUGGUCAAUCCAUGCAAUUUUUCUUUUCUUCACAAAUACCCCAGUUAGAGCUGUAAUCAUGCUUUUAAUACUGAGAUCUGUGUGGAAUGGAAUAUGUUUUAUUACCCAAUUUACCAAAAGCAGUGUGGAAAAAAAGACUCCUGUUAGUAGGCAAAUUAACUAACUAGGAAUAUGAUAGUUAAAGCAUAGCUACUACUGAUGAGUGUAUGCAAGUAUUGCUUUAACCAAAGGGAAUAAGUGAAAGUGAAAGUGAAAU